CCUGACCCCUCUUCUUGCUCCCCAGAUCCGCGCUAAGGAGGCCCGGCGGCUGCAGGCGCUGAUGACGCGGGCGGCGGGGCAGGAGGAGCGGCUGGCCGUGCUGGGCAGACUGCCGGCCAUGGCCCGCAUCCUGCGUGGGGUCUUUGUGGCCGAGAAGAAGCCGGCGCUGCCCUUGGAGCUGGCGUGUGUCCGUCUGGCCGACAGCUACCCCACCCAGAUGGCAGCAGGGGAGAUGGAGAAGCACCUGCGGCUCCUGGCUGAGCUGCUGCCGGACUGGGUGACAAUCCACGCCCUCCGCACCGACACCUACAUCAAGCUGGACAAGAACGUGGACCUCAGCCUCGUCACCGAGAGGCUGGAGAAGGCGGCCAAGGAGGCAGAAGCCCUUUGAGUCCUGCUGGAGUCCGGGCUUCCCCUGUGCAGUUCUCUGUUCCUCAAGUGCAGCGAGCUCCGGCCGCGCUCUGGGAGCGAAGCGGGUGUCGAUUGAGUUAGUUCUUCUGUUGGGUCCCUGCAGAUUGCAGCUGUCUCUAAGGCUGAAGGCAGUCCAGGGUCGUGGGUGAGAUCUGGAGCUUCCAGCCUCCUUUGUGCCAUGCCCUGGAUGGACACAGGGGCUUCUUCUGUUCGCUGGGAGCAAGGAGGAAGGAGGGAGAGAAGUUACAAAGCGCUGUUUUUGGUGUUUGGGUCUGGUUGUGUUUUUAAGGGAGGGAAGCACAUCUCCAGCACUCGCUGGAAACGACGACAGGACUUGUCAAAACACAUUUAUAUUAAAUGUUUUAAGUAGA
Molecule: messenger RNA, 782 nt
Organism: Meleagris gallopavo (turkey)
Lineage: Eukaryota; Metazoa; Chordata; Aves; Galliformes; Phasianidae
Source: RefSeq, a predicted model, not a curated record